Messenger RNA from Ilex paraguariensis (yerba mate), 2337 nucleotides. NCBI's taxonomy places the organism in Eukaryota, Viridiplantae, Streptophyta, Magnoliopsida, Aquifoliales, Aquifoliaceae. The record is from the annotation of a GenBank genome assembly.
AUGUUGGAUUUGGAAAACAACCAUUUAACCGGAGAAAUACCAUCUUCCCUUGGCAAUCUCGAGAAGCUUCAGUUCUUGUUCUUGAAUCAAAACAACCUUACGGGGGAAAUUCCUGAAACACUUUCAAGUCUUCGUAAUUUGGUUGUUUUGCAGCUUGCUUCUAAUGGUCUAACCGGUCAAAUACCUCAGCAUUUAUUUCAAGUUCCAAAAUACAAGUAUGGAAACUUUUUCUUUUUCUCCCCUUUGAUGACAUGUGCUCCUGGUUUAAGCAGUGGAAGUUUUACGGGGAACCAUUUGAAUUGUGGCAUGAAUUUUACCCGCCCUUGUGAUUCUGCUGGUGGAGGUUCUUCGCAUAAAUCAAAGACGGGAAUUAUAUUUGGGAUUGUUGGCGCACUUCUAGGUCUUCUUCUUCUUGGAGGCUUGUUCUUACUCUGGUGGAAGGCUAAGCAUAAAGGCUACAAGCGUGAAGUUUUCGUAGAUGUUGCAGAAAAAUUCUCAAAACCAUUUUAUGCUGGCCAAAGUAAUCUAAAACUCAAAGAUGAUGUCAUUGAUUUGGUUCGUGAUACAUUCUCUGGAUGUUGUCUAGUUAAAAUGGAGUUGUGGUCAUCUUUUAUGUUUCCACCAAGAUUCACUUCGGAGCAAGAUUCUUUGUGGCAGCUUGCUUCUAAUGGUCUAACCGGUCAAAUACCUCAGCAUUUAUUUCAAGUUCCAAAAUACAAGUAUGGAAACUUUUUCUUUUUCUCCCCUUUGAUGACAUGUGCUCCUGGUUUAAGCAGUGGAAGUUUUACGGGGAACCAUUUGAAUUGUGGCAUGAAUUUUACCCGCCCUUGUGAUUCUGCUGGUGGAGGUUCUUCGCAUAAAUCAAAGACGGGAAUUAUAUUUGGGAUUGUUGGCGCACUUCUAGGUCUUCUUCUUCUUGGAGGCUUGUUCUUACUCUGGUGGAAGGCUAAGCAUAAAGGCUACAAGCGUGAAGUUUUCAUAGAUGUUGCAGGGGAAGUUGACAGACGAAUUGCAUUUGGUCAGUUGAAAAGAUUUGCAUGGAGGGAAUUACAACUAGCUACAGAGAACUUCAGUGAGAAAAAUGUCCUUGGACAGGGAGGUUUUGGAAAGGUUUAUAAAGGAGUGCUUGCAGACAACACAAAAGUUGCCGUGAAACGGUUGACUGAUUAUGAGAGUCCUGGUGGGGAUGCAGCAUUCCAGCGUGAAGUUGAGAUGAUAAGCGUGGCUGUUCACAGGAACCUCUUACGACUGAUCGGCUUUUGCACCACACCAACAGAACGCCUUCUGGUGUAUCCCUUUAUGCAGAACUUAAGUGUUGCUUAUUGUCUAAGAGAAUUUAAACCAGGGGAGGCUGUUUUAGACUGGCCUACAAGAAAACGAGUGGCUUUAGGCACAGCACGUGGUCUAGAGUAUCUUCAUGAACAUUGUAAUCCCAAAAUCAUCCAUCGAGAUGUUAAGGCUGCUAAUGUGUUGCUGGAUGAAGAUUUCGAAGCUGUUGUUGGUGACUUUGGCUUGGCAAAAUUGGUUGAUGUGAGAAAGACUAACGUUACGACUCAAGUUCGUGGAACCAUGGGUCACAUAGCUCCAGAGUACUUGUCAACUGGGAAGUCAUCAGAAAGGACAGAUGUUUUUGGAUAUGGAAUUAUGCUUCUAGAGCUUGUAACAGGCCAACGAGCCAUAGACUUUUCACGCCUGGAAGAAGAAGAUGAUGUCUUAUUACUUGAUCAUGUCAAGAAAUUGCAAAGGGAGAAAAGACUAGAUGCUAUUGUAGACCACAAUCUGAAUGACAAUUUCAACAUCGAAGAAGUUGAGAUGAUGAUUCAGGUUGCAUUGCUCUGCACCCAAGCAUCACCAGAGGACCGACCAGCGAUGUCAGACGUGGUCCGGAUGCUAGAAGGAGAGGGUCUUUCUGAGAGGUGGGAAGAAUGGCAGCAUGUUGAAGUUACCCGUAGGCAAGAGUAUGAGAGAUUACAGAGAAGAUUUGACUGGGGAGAAGAUUCUAUUUAUAACCAGGUGGCUAUUGAGUUGUCUGGUGGAAGAUGAGGAGCAAGGUGGACGUUUAAGGGUUCUAUGGCUUGCUUGUAUGACUGACUAUGGCAGCUGUUCUAGGAGAAGCAAUGUCUUCAGCCCAAACAAUCAUAUCUGCCUUUGAGACCUGUUCUUCAAUCAUCAGAUUGGUUAUUUCCUUUCUUUCUGUCAUUUUGAUCGGCCAGUAGGUAUUCUGGUGUCAUCUCCAAGUCUGUAUGCUCCAUGUCUUCAAAGUUGAUGCUACAUUUCGUACAGUUGGCACCGGCCAUUGCAAGAGCGUCAAUUGACAUCUCUCUCUCUCCCUCUCUC